GACGUCACCAGCGCAGCUCGCGUGCGCGAACAUGGCGGUUCCUGCGAAGACGAACGACUCCAAGAAAAGUGCAAAUAAGUGUGAAAUUAAACGAAGACAUGAGAGGAACUAAUGUAAUAAAACCUGCGACCGAACCUAGCGAGUGAUCGGCGAGGAAAAGACCUCGAAAGAGAAGAAAUAAAAGCGGGAAAAGAGCGUUUAAAUCCUGAGGAGAACGAGCGAGCUGCACGCGGAAGUGACGAGAGACUUUUAAUAACUCAAACAGACUUUAACUAAAGUUACACAAACUGAAAGAUCAAACUGGAUAAAAGUGUCUGGAUGAGGUUUUAAGUGUGAACUCCGUCCCAGUGUAGUGACAUUCAGUAUCAGAAUUGACAGAAACAGCAACCUGUUCAUCACAGAGACGUUCACUACUGGACUUCAGUCUGGAUGGCUUUAGUCGUAUCUAAAGAAAAGGUGGUUUACUGAGGCGUCACUCGUCAGAGGUUCUGUCAUCAAGACUUCUUCCUCUCCAGCACCUGGACCGUGAUCCACACCUGCCGUCCGUCCGGCCGCGGCCUGGCAUCCUGCCCUUAUGGGGCAGCAGCCAGGGAAGUUUGUUGGGGACCAAAGGAGACCGAGUCUGCCAGCGCUGCCCUUCAUCAAGGGUACUGGCAAGAGAGAGACCUCACGGCAGGGACUUCAACACUGCAAUGUGUUUACUGUCCACGAAGCUCUUCAGCGGCCGGAUUUCGAGCCAUCUGGUCUGUCUGAAGCGGCCCGCUGGAACUCUAAAGAGAAUUUGCUGGCGGGACCCAGUGAAAAUGAUCCCAACCUGUUUGUAGCGCUGUAUGACUUUGUGGCGAGCGGCGACAACACACUCAGCAUCACCAAAGGAGAGAAGCUGAGGGUUCUGGGAUACAAUCACAAUGGCGAGUGGUGUGAAGCUCAGACCAAGAACGGCCAGGGCUGGGUGCCCAGUAACUACAUCACACCCGUCAACAGCCUGGAGAAGCACAGCUGGUACCAUGGACCGGUGUCCCGCAACGCUGCUGAAUACUUGCUGAGCAGCGGGAUCAACGGAAGCUUCCUGGUGCGAGAGAGCGAGAGCAGCCCCGGACAGCGAUCAAUCUCACUGCGCUACGAGGGUCGAGUCUACCACUACCGCAUCAACACGGCUUCUGAUGGCAAGCUGUACGUUUCUUCAGAGAGCCGAUUCAACACUUUGGCUGAGUUGGUUCAUCAUCAUUCCACCGUGGCAGACGGUCUCAUCACAACACUACAUUAUCCAGCACCCAAACGCAACAAGCCCACCAUCUACGGCGUCUCGCCCAACUACGACAAAUGGGAGAUGGAGCGCACAGAUAUUACCAUGAAGCACAAGCUGGGCGGAGGGCAGUACGGAGAGGUAUAUGAGGGGGUCUGGAAGAAAUACAACCUGACCGUGGCUGUAAAAACACUAAAGGAGGACACGAUGGAAGUGGAAGAGUUUUUAAAGGAAGCUGCAGUCAUGAAAGAAAUUAAACACCCAAACCUGGUACAGCUGUUGGGCGUCUGUACCCGGGAACCUCCGUUUUAUAUCAUCACAGAAUUCAUGACCCAUGGAAAUCUACUGGAUUAUCUGCGUGAGUGUAAUCGUGAGGAGGUGAACGCUGUGGUGCUCCUUCAUAUGGCCACACAGAUCUCCUCAGCCAUGGAAUAUCUGGAGAAGAAGAACUUCAUCCACAGGGAUCUAGCUGCACGUAACUGCUUAGUUGGGGAAAAUCAUUUGGUUAAAGUGGCAGAUUUUGGACUGAGUCGUCUGAUGACAGAAGACACUUACAAGGCCCGUGCAGGAGCCAAAUUUCCCAUAAAAUGGACGGCACCAGAGAGUCUGGCCUAUAACAUAUUUUCUAUAAAGUCAGAUGUGUGGGCAUUUGGAGUCCUGCUUUGGGAGAUUGCCACCUAUGGGAUGUCUCCAUAUCCUGGAAUUGACUUGUCCCAAGUGUACGAGCUACUAGAGAAAGAUUACCGCAUGGACAGACCUGAGGGAUGCCCAGAGAAAGUCUAUGAGCUCAUGAGGGCCUGUUGGAGGUGGAUCCCUGCAGAGCGGCCAUCUUUUGCUGAAACCCACCAGGCGUUUGAGACGAUGUUUCAAGAAUCCAGUAUCUCUGAUGAGGUGGAGAAAGAAUUGGGGAAAAAAGGUAAAAAGCCGUCAUUGGGUCCCAUACAGCAGGCACCAGAACUUCCCACUAAGACCAGGACACUACGGAGGCAUAUGGACAGUAAGGAUGGGGACAGUCCUGAUGGAGCCGAAGCUGAGGUGACCGGACCCCUGACGAUCUCAAGGGCUCUCCUUGAUAGCAACCUGAACGAAGAUGACCGCAUCCUAGCUAAAGAUAAAGACAAGUUCAGAAUGAAUCCCUUCAGCCUCAUCAAGAAAAAGAAGAGAACGGCCCCUGCACCUCCGAAGCGCAGCAGCUCCUUUGGUAAGAUGGAUGGGCAUCUGGAUCGUAGAGGAUUGGGUCCUGACUGCAGAGAUGAAUUUAAUAAUGGUGCUUCCAAUAACGAUGCUUUUCACAGCCUCGACUCCUCAAAAUUGGUCAGUUCUAAUAGUACCACAUCUGUCGGCGUCACCAACGGAGCCCCCCAAUAUCCCGGUCAGCUCUUUCCGUCUCAUUCACGCAAAAAAGGCACAACAUCUGGUGGCGGAGGAAAACUCGCCACCACUUCACCAACAGAGGAAGACCCUAUUUCUAACUCCAAGCGCUUCCUGAGGUCUUCCUCAGCUUCUAGCAUGCCCCCAGGAUCCGACCGUUCCGAGUGGAAGUCUGUCACCUUGCCGCGUGACAUGCAAUCGUCUCACUUCAACUCGAGCACCUAUGAAAGAAAGCCGGCUCUGCCUCGCAAAAAAACAGAUAGCAUGCAACGUGGCGGUACCCUUACCCCACCACCUCGCCUUCCUAGGAAAAGCGAGGACGUGUCAGAUGAGGUUUUCAAGGAUACAGAAUCGAGUCCCGGAUCAAGUCCUUCGACCCUGACCCCUAAGUUAGGCCGUCGACUGCAGACGCAGAACGAAAGCUCCAAAACGAGUGCUCUGCAAGCUGAGCUGCUCAAACCCGGUGUGAUUUCAGCACUGGGAGCAUCCGGAGAAGAAUGCAGAUCUCGUAGACACAAACACACUUCUGAUGUCCCCACACAAAGAGAGAAAGGAAAAUUUGCGAAACCAAAACCCGCUCCUCCUCCACCUCCCGUCUCUAGUGCCAAAUCUGGAAAGAAUUCAAGAAAUCCAGCUCUCGAUGUUUCUUCGGCUACCAAAGUCAAAGGCCCCUCUGACCAGAGUCCUCCGAGUCCCAGCUCCACAGACCAAGCCAAGGGUAGUCUUUCCCAGGAAAAUGCCAAAAAACUACCAAAAAACUGCUCAAAAGUGCAACCUCCCAAGACCUCGUCCACAUCCCCUACCGGACAGCUACCGGGAAUGGGAGCGAGUUCGGCUGUCGGGGAUCCGGGAUCAAACUUUAUUCCCCUCAUGACGACUCGUCGCUCACUAAGGAAAACUCGUCAGCCGUCCGAGAGGCUGUCCAACUCCGCCAUUACGCGCGAGAUGGUCUUGGAGAGCACUGAACUUCUGCGAGCCGCUAUCGGCAGACAUUCGGAGCAGACCGGCAGCCACGGCGCAGUUUUGGAGGCUGGCAAGAACCUGUCCAAGUAUUGCGCGAGUUACGUCGAGUCCAUCCAACGGAUGUGGAACAAGUUCGCUUUCCGUGAAGCCAUCAAUAAGUUGGAGAGCAGUUUGCGAGAGCUUCAGAUCUGCCCCGCUGCCACCGGGGGAGCCAACGCAUCACAAGACUUUUCAAAGCUGCUUUCCUCCGUCAAAGAGAUCAGUGACAUUGUUCAGAGGUAGCGGAGAAAAUCUGCCUUCUUCAGCGGAUGAAAUGUGGGGCUUUUCUGGUCGUAAUGUACACUUCUACUAAACAGAUUCGACGUAGCCUUUCUCUUGCCAGAGUCUCAGCUUAUUGCGUACAAAAUUAAAGGAACCGACGUCGUUCCUCGCGUCAGUUUGGCCCAGGUCCGAGUCUUAGUUACUUGAUGUUCAUGAGCUGUCUCCAUCUUGGCUUUCCUCUUUAUUUUCACACAGUAUUUGUUCAAUCAGCAUUAUCUCAACAGUGUCGACAAACCUCACGUUGUCAAACAUUUUCUUGAGAUCAAAAUCUAUAUUUUUGAUUACGUUCACAUUGACAAAUAGUAUUUGUUUUCUUCACGUGGUUGCAGUUGUUGAAGAAAGAGCUGUGAUGUGAGGAACUAUGGUUUCAUUUUGUGAAACGAGUAUUGUAUGCAUGCAACACUAUGUGGUGAAGGACAUCUCGCUCGUGUGCAGUUGUAUUUCUUCAGCACAAUCACUACAGAAAUGCCAUAAACACCCAGAAGCCUUUAAUAAACUUCCUGAGUGAAUAUCAGGUGAUUGUAUUUCUCAAGAAGAUGAAACACUAUUCUCAGGAAGUUUGGGAACGUCUUGGAAGUGAAACCGUGGGACUACAGUAUAUAUAUCUCUACAUGUUUUUAUAAAGAAUUUCACUUUACCACUCGAUGUCAUUUUAAAGUAUUUCUUACACCACUGAGUCAUGAAAGUGUCUGAUGGACGGAGCGGCGUCUCAAUCGUUCUUCUUCAACACAUCACAGUCAGAUAAGUUGUUGUGUAACUGAAAGAAUGCGUGCGUCUCUGUUUUCAGUAUUAGUUUGUCUUUUUCAACACUUUGCCCUCUGACUGCGACGCCGACCACAAGCUGCCUUCAGUUCAACGUGGUGUAUUACCAAUGUUGACAUUUAAGUUUUUGUUUUUUCUUAAACAAAUCAUGCCACUACUUUUGUAUUCAGCGUCACACUUUUGAACACUAAUUGCUCAGUUUUUGUAAAUACACAUCACUUGUUUUCUCAAUUUCUGUCGAAUUUUCCUGUAACCAUGGUGCAAUUUUUGUUGCAUAAAAUACAAAGCAGUUUUGCUACUUGAACAAUGA
Messenger RNA from Paramisgurnus dabryanus, 4973 nucleotides. It is a transcript of the gene abl1, whose product is annotated as c-abl oncogene 1, non-receptor tyrosine kinase. The record is from RefSeq and is a predicted model, not a curated record. Gene Ontology annotation, molecular function: protein binding; non-membrane spanning protein tyrosine kinase activity; ATP binding. NCBI's taxonomy places the organism in Eukaryota, Metazoa, Chordata, Actinopteri, Cypriniformes, Cobitidae. Gene Ontology annotation, biological process: protein phosphorylation.